CGAAGCUGCAGCUUCAACUACCUUACAAAUUAAUAUCUCGAGACAACAUAUUGGGUAGCGAGCACACCUAAUUCGGACAUUUCGUACCAACCUCGACGUUUUAUCAACCAGCUGUCUACUAGGACCUGACGGGGACGAAGCAAAGAUGCCGAACGCAGGCUACGAUGCCGUCGUCGACGUCGAUGACGAGGGCGACCUCGGCCACACAGACCUGCAAGAAGACCUCGAAUUCCACAACUCGAACUUCGGCGACACGAGCCGCAAGGGCGCCUCGACCCUCGGCGCGAGCGGCCUGCCUCCACCAGCAACCGCAGGCCACUCGUCAUCCGGGACAGGCGUCGGCUCGUCGAAGCGGUACCUGUGGUCGCUGCACUUCUACGCGCAGUUCUUCGACGUGGACACCUCGAGCGUGCUGGCGCGGUGCUGGGCCGCGCUGUACCCGCGCGCCAACUUCCUCGACGUGCUCGAGGGCAACCCGGACCUGUACGGGCCCUUCUGGAUCGCGACGACCGUGGUGUUGAUCUUGUUCCUGGGGGGUACGAUUAGCCAGUACCUCGCUAGCGAGGGGAAGGGGCCGUUUGCUUAUGAUUUUAAGCUGUUGAGCGGCGCCGCCGGCCUCAUCUACGGAUACACGCUCGUCCUGCCCGUCGUCCUCUUCGGCGCGCUGCGGUACUUCGGGUCGGAGUCGGCGAACCUGCUCGAGUGCUGGGCGCUGUACGGCUACGCGAACCUGAUCUGGAUCCCGGUGGCGCUGAUCAGCUGGUCGCCCAUCACGAUCCUCAACUGGGUCUUCGUCGGCGUCGGCUUCGGCCUCAGCGUCGCCUUCCUGCUGCGCAACCUGUACCCCGUCCUCAGCGCUACCGACCGCCAGACCAGCAAGGUCCUGCUCAUCCUCGUCGUCGCCCUCCACGGCGGCCUGGCUAUUGCGAUUAAGGUCCUUUUCUUCGCCGCCGGUAGCCCCGUUUCAGGCGGUACGGAGGGCGAUACGCCUCCUGCCGCUGGAGGCGACGGAGCGCCCAGACUGUUCUGAGGAUUGUAGUUCUAAGGAUUGUGAUAAGAGGGUCGUGUGUGUUAUGUAUGUGUACCAGGUUCCAAGAUUCGUGAGAGGAGAGAACGGAAUACUUGCCGCGAUGGCGAGGCGGAUGUCGAGAUUGUGGGCUGAGCUGGGUCGACUGGCAUCGUGCUUUUCUGGCGUUUGGCAGGGUCUGAGAAAAUGAACCGAACCGAGCCGGACUGGGCUGGACUGGACUGAACAGUGUUGCGUACACUACUAGCUGAUACCUUUCAUGUACCAAUGUAAUAUCAACUUGGUCUGAUCUGCCUAGUUUUGAACUGCAUGAUCUCUACGAUUUUUGAUGCUCAAGGAAGUAUAGUAUGUUGUUGAACUUAGGUCCUAGACAGCUGGUGUUUGUUUAUUGAAGCUCGCUGCCCUGUUUACUUCAUAGCUGGCCCUUGGAGAUUCAUUCCUCUGAAACCGUUUUUAAAAUACAUAAGAGGUAGGGGCCAGGAAAAGAAAACAGUGAGCUGCUUCAUCUUCCACACAUCCCCCUCUACCUCCAGAAUCCACCCGCCUACCGC
Messenger RNA from Annulohypoxylon truncatum, 1578 nucleotides. RefSeq names its product Yip1-domain-containing protein. NCBI's taxonomy places the organism in Eukaryota, Fungi, Ascomycota, Sordariomycetes, Xylariales, Hypoxylaceae. Gene Ontology annotation, molecular function: small GTPase binding. The record is from RefSeq and is a predicted model, not a curated record. The coding region runs from base 146 to 1030 and encodes 294 amino acids. Gene Ontology annotation, cellular component: Golgi apparatus; membrane. Gene Ontology annotation, biological process: vesicle-mediated transport. The transcript has 3 exons.